AUGUUUGAUGGUUUGGGAAUGAUGAUGUUUGGUGGAUCGACUCGUGCAUUUGAUUUGCAACUUCGGUGUUUCUCUGCGCCAUUCUUCGAAAGAGCUGACACAAAGAAAAUCAAUGAGCUAAAUCAUGGUGGUAAGAUUUUACUUCCACCUUCUGCUUUGGAUUUACUGGUUCGUCUUAACAUUGAAUAUCCAAUGAUGUUCAAAAUACAAAGUAUAGGCGAUCCUGGUGCUUUUACUCACUGCGGUGUUUUAGAAUUUUUGGCUGAAGAAGGCCGUUGCUACCUCCCAUCAUGGAUGAUGCGUCAGUUACAUCUUAAUGAAGGUGAAUGUGUUCGAGUGACCUAUUCUUCAUUACCAAAAGCUACUUAUACUAAGUUGAAACCACAGUCCACAGAUUUUCUUGUCGUUUCGAAUCCGAGAGCUGUACUAGAAGUAGAGUUAAGAAAAUUUGCAUGUCUCACCAAAGGAGACAUUAUUGCUGUCGAAUACAAUGACCAAGUUCUGGAAUUUUUGGUUAUGGAAGUGAAGCCUGGAACAGCUGUCUCAAUCAUUGAAUGUGAUAUGAAUGUGGAAUUCGACGCACCAGAGGGAUACGUUGAACCCGAUGCAAACAUACCUUCUAGCUCAAAUGUCGGGGUAGGAGGUUUUUUAAAACUUUGGUUUUUGUUUCUACAAAGUGCGGUGGGUAUGGUUUGGUACGAAACUAAUAUAUUGGUUGGUUUAGGGAGUUUGUUUGCUAAGAUGAAAAUUUGGUCUAUGGUGUGUUUGUCACUAUCGUCUACUUUAACAGCACCUAUGGUAGAUGCAGAAAUGGCAGGUACCACCAGUACAUUCACUCCAUUUUCUGGUGCUGGAUAUCGUUUGGAUGGAAAGUUAAAGUCAUCUUCUUCUUCUUUGGACAUGGAGAAUCUGGAGCGAUCACUCCCACAGUUAACUGUUGAUGUUAAUUACAGUCCUGGAAAGCUGGAUUUCAUAAGGUAUAAAUAUAAGUGUCGUUCACUUGUGGAGAAGGAAUUGGCGAAGGAGAAAGAACAAGCAAAUAAACAAUCAAACAUAUCUCCAUUUGAAGGUACUGGUCAUGUUCUCCGUUCCACUCGACGAUAA
Thelazia callipaeda (thelaziosis nematode) is the source of this 1104-nucleotide messenger RNA. The record is from the annotation of a GenBank genome assembly. Lineage: Eukaryota; Metazoa; Nematoda; Chromadorea; Rhabditida; Thelaziidae.